CAGCCCGCUCGCCCAGCGUGGCCCCCCAACCCGCGUACGCCCCCCUCCUCGGGUCCGAGGGGGACUCGCGAAGCACCUCGGAGCGGAGGCACGGAACCCGAGACUCGGAGCGACCCAACCUCUCGUCUCGCUGCCCGCCCGCGCCUGGAACCGGGCGCGGAGACCCCUUCGAACUGAGACCGAAUAGAAGAGGACAAGAAGCGGCAGGCGGCGGACGUGGCCGCGAAGCGGCGCGCCGGGGUGCAGAGCACCCGCCGCGGAGCAGGGGGAACCGCGCCUUCCCUCAAACCUCGGCUCGGACCCCGGGCGCCCGCCGCCUCCCCAGCCCCGCUUCGCCCUCGGCUCAGGGCCCGCACCCGUGAUGCCGAGCCGAGCGUCCGGCCCUCCGACCCGCUGAAGAAACAGUAGCAGCUUGCUCGGGGCCGACGGAGACUGUGCGAGCGGAUCGUGCUCGGCGGAGGCUUGGGCGGCGGAGCGCGGGGACUCCGGGGGGCGGGGGGGCGGGGAGGGACUGCUCUGUCCAUGCCCGGGCGCCAGCCACGGCUUUGAAGGGUCUCCUCGCUCGGCCCCUUAGCAGCUCCGCCACGGACUCCAGGAGGCUUCGGGAGACGUCCUGGGGCUUCCCACCCGACCCCGAUCGGACUUAAGAAGGUGAUCGCUCCGCUCUCCCUUCCUCCUUCCCGCCUCCUUCCCCCCCACUUAACUUUUUGUCUCCACUCGCCCGCAGCUCCGUCCCCUCCGCGCAAACCCACCCGCGUCUGUGCCAACUGCCGGGGCAUGGGUCCCCCAGCACGGCUCCUGGAGGCCUCGCGGCACUGCAAGAUGUGAGAGGCCCGGGUCCGGCAGAGCCAGAGCUUCGGGAGAGGAGCUGAUAGCCCCCAGCCUCCACACGCAAGCGAGGUGGCCGUGCGCACUGCGCCCCCGCGGUGCUGAGCGUCCCGGAGCGCCCAACCCUGGGCCGGAACGUUUAGCUGGCCGGAGGCGCGCCGCGGAGAGCAGGCUGUCAUGCCCUAUUGAUCCCCCCGCCCCCCGCCAAGUAUGUUUGGGCUGGACCAAUUCGAGCCCCAGAUCAACAGCAGGAACGCUGGCCAGGGCGAAAGGAACUUUAACGAGGCCGGACUAAGCAUGAAUGCCCACUUCAAGGCCCCGGCUUUCCACGCGGGGGGACCCCCUGGCCCCGUGGACCCUGCCAUGAGCGCGCUGGGCGAGCCCCCGAUCUUGAGCAUGAACAUGGAGCCUUACGGCUUCCACGCGCGUGGUCACUCGGAGUUGCACGCGGGGGGGCUGCAGGCACAGCCGGUGCACGGAUUCUUUGGAGGCCAGCAGCCGCACCACGGCCACCCGGGAGGCCACCACCCCCAUCAACAUCACCCCCACUUUGGGGGCAACUUCGGCGGUCCGGACCCAGGGGCCUCAUGCCUGCACGGGGGUCGCCUACUUGGCUACGGGGGCGCCGCCGCCGGCCUGGGCAGCCAGCCGCCCUUCGCUGAGGGUUAUGACCACAUGGCGGAGAGCCAGGGGCCCGAGAGCUUCGGCCCGCAGAGACCCGGGAACCUCCCGGACUUCCACAGUUCGGGCGCCUCGGGCCAUGCGGUGCCUGCCCCAUGCUUGCCGCUGGACCAGAGCCCUAACCGAGCCGCCUCCUUUCACGGCCUGCCCGCCUCCAGCGGCUCCGAUUCCCACAGUCUGGAGCCCCGAAGGGUGGCGAACCAAGGAGCCGUCGACUCGCUGGAAUACAAUUACCCUGGCGAGGCGCCCUCGGGACAUUUCGACAUGUUUUCGCCCUCCGAUUCCGAAGGGCAGCUGCCUCAUUAUGCGGCGGGUCGCCAGGUUCCCGGGGGCUCCUUCCCCGGUGCCUCGGCCAUGCCCAGAGCUGCAGGCAUGGUGGGCUUGUCCAAAAUGCACGCCCAGCAGCAGCAGCAGCAGCAACAGCAGCAGCAGCAGCAGCAACAGCAGCAGCAGCAGCAGCAGCAGCAACAACAGCAGCAGCAGCAGCAGCAGCAACAGCAGCAGCACGGCGUGUUCUUCGAGAGAUUCGGCGGGGCCCGCAAGAUGCCGGUGGGUUUGGAGCCGGGAGUAGGCUCCAGGCACCCGUUAAUGCAGCCUCCCCAGCAGGCCCCGCCACCCCCUCAGCAGCAGCCCCCGCAGCAGCCGCAGCAGCCUCCGCCGCCGCCGCCGCAGCAGCCGCCGCCACCCGGGCUUCUGGUCCGACAAAAUUCGUGCCCGCCGGCGCUCCCGCGGCCCCAGCAGGGCGAGGCGGGCACGCCCAGCGGCGGCCUGCAGGACGGGGGCCCCAUGCUGCCCAGUCAGCACGCACAGUUCGAGUAUCCCAUCCACCGGCUGGAGAACCGGAGCAUGCACCCUUAUUCGGAGCCUGUGUUCAACAUGCAGCACCCCCCUCCCCAGCAGGCGCCCAACCAGCGGCUACAGCAUUUCGACGCGCCCCCCUAUAUGAACGUGGCCAAGAGGCCGCGCUUUGACUUCCCGGGCAGCGCGGGAGUGGACCGCUGUGCUUCGUGGAACGGCAGCAUGCCCAACGGCGCUUUGGACAACCACCUCUCGCCCUCCGCCUAUUCGGGCCUCCCUGGCGAGUUCACGCCGCCCGUGCCCGACAGCUUUCCCUCAGGGCCACCCCUGCAGCAUCCGGCCCCGGACCACCAGUCCCUGCAGCAGCAGCAACAGCAGCAGCAACAGCAGCAGCAGCAGCAACAGCAGCAGCGCCAAAACGCGGCCCUCAUGAUUAAGCAGAUGGCGUCGCGGAAUCAGCAGCAGCGGCUGCGCCAGCCGAACCUGGCUCAGCUAGGCCACCCCGGGGACGUGGGCCAGGGCGGCCUGGUACACAGUGGCCCGGUGGGCGGCUUGGCCCAGCCGAACUUUGAGCGCGAAAGCGCGGGCGCGGGGCGCCUGGGCACUUUCGAGCAGCAGGCGCCUCACUUGGCGCAGGAGAGCGCGUGGUUCCCAGGUCCGCACCCGCCGCCGGGUGACCUGCUGCCCCGCAGGCUGGGCGGCUCUGGCCUGCCGGCUGACUGCGGCCCGCACGACCCCGGCCUGGCGCCGCCCCCUCCCCCCGGCGGCUCCGGAGUGCUGUUCCGUGGCCCUCUGCAGGAGCCGCUGAGGAUGCCCGGAGAGGGCCACGUGCCCGCGCUGCCCUCCCCCGGCCUGCAGUUCGGAGGCAGCCUGGCCGGCCUGGGCCAACUGCAGUCGCCCGGGGCUGGGGUGGGACUGCCCAGCGCUCCCUCCGAGCGCAGGCCCCCGCCGCCGGAUUUCACAGCACCGGCGCUCGGGGGCCAGCCUGGCUUCCCGUUCAGCGCGGCGAACCGGCAGGCCACGCCACACAGCGGCCCGGGCGUGAACUCGCCCCCGAGCGCGGGCGGGGGCGGGGGAGGCACGGGCGGCGGCAGCGGAGGGGGCGCCUACCCGCCGCAGCCCGAUUUCCAGCCCAGCCAGCGCACCUCGGCCAGUAAGCUGGGCGCGCUGUCGCUGGGCUCCUUCAACAAGCCCAGCUCCAAGGACAACCUGUUCGGCCAGAGCUGCCUGGCCGCACUCUCCACCGCCUGCCAGAACAUGAUCGCCAGCCUCGGGGCCCCCAACCUCAACGUGACCUUCAACAAGAAGAACCCGCCCGAGGGCAAGAGGAAACUGAGCCAGAACGAGACCGACGGCGCGGCUGUGGCCGGCAACCCGGGCUCGGAUUACUUCCCGGGGGGGACCACCCCUGGGGCCCCAGGGCCUGGAGGCCCGUCGGGGACUAGUAACGGUGGCUCCAAAGCCUCGGGGCCGCCCAACCCGCCCGCCCAGGGGGACGGCACGAGCCUCUCCCCGAACUACACCCUGGAAUCAACAUCCGGGAACGACGGCAAGCCGGUCCCCGGGGGCGGCGGCCGGGGACGGGGUCGAAGAAAAAGGGACAGUGGUCACGUGAGCCCGGGGACCUUCUUCGACAAGUACUCGGCCGCGCCAGACAGCGGGGGCGCGCCAGGGGUGAGCCCAGGGCAGCAGCAGGCGCCAGGCGCAGCCGUCGGGGGAAGCUCCACGAGCGAGGCUCGCGGGGCUCCUACGCCUCACGAGAAAGCGCUCACGUCGCCGUCGUGGGGGAAGGGGGCCGAGUUGCUCCUGGGGGACCAGUCGGACCUCAUGGCUUCCCUGGACGGCGGGGCCAAGUCGGACGGGAGUUCCCCGCACGUGGGCGAGUUUGCCUCGGACGAGGUGAGCACGAGCUACGCCAACGAGGACGAGGUGUCGUCCAGCUCCGACAACCCCCCAGCCCUGGCCAAAGCGAGUAGGAGCCCCCUGGUGACAGGCUCGCCCAAACUCCCUCCCCGUGGGGUGGGCGCUGGGGAACACGGACCUAAGGCGCCCCCGCCCCCGCUCGGCCUGGGCAUCAUGUCUACCUCUACCUCCACCCCUGACAGCUACGGCGGGGGCGCGGGCCAUCCCGGCACGCCGGGCCUGGAGCAGGUCCGGACCCCCACGAGCAGCAGCGGUGCGCCACCCCCCGACGAGAUCCACCCCCUGGAGAUCCUCCAGGCCCAGAUCCAGCUACAGAGGCAGCAGUUCAGCAUCUCUGAGGACCAGCCCCUGGGGCUCAAGGGUGGCAAGAAGGGGGAGUGCGCCGUUGGGUCCUCGGGCGCGCAGAAUGGCGACAGCGAGCUGGGCAGCUGCUGCUCCGAGGCGGUCAAGAGCGCCAUGAGCACCAUCGACCUGGACUCCCUGAUGGCAGAGCACAGCGCCACCUGGUACAUGCCCGCUGACAAGGCCUUGGCGGACGGCGCGGACGACGACAAGACGCUGGCACCUUGGGAGAAGGCCAAACCCCAGAACCCCAACAGCAAAGAAGCCCAUGACCUCCCUGCAAAUAAGGCCUCAGCCACCCAGCCGGGCAACCACUUGCAGUGCCUGUCUGUCCACUGCACAGACGACGUGGGUGACACCAAGGCCCGAGCCUCCGUGCCCACCUGGCGGUCUCUGCACUCCGACAUUUCCAACAGAUUCGGGACGUUCGUGGCCGCCCUGACUUGAAUUGACAAGAAAUGCCC
Panthera uncia (snow leopard) is the source of this 5036-nucleotide messenger RNA. It is a transcript of the gene MN1, whose product is annotated as MN1 proto-oncogene, transcriptional regulator. The coding region runs from base 1039 to 5019 and encodes 1326 amino acids. The record is from RefSeq and is a predicted model, not a curated record. Gene Ontology annotation, biological process: regulation of DNA-templated transcription. The transcript is spliced from 2 exons. Lineage: Eukaryota; Metazoa; Chordata; Mammalia; Carnivora; Felidae.